CUCCUACCUGUGUAACAUGCAGCAGGCUCUUUAGUGUUUGGGGAAUAAAUACGGGAGGCCAAGAGAGAUGGGAAACAUCUUUGAGUCCAGAUGAAAACACUGAUGAAGAGAUUGCCAUGUUUCUGCUUCAGAACCCUGAGGAAGGUAGAACUUUUUUUUAAGCCUUACCAGCAGCUGGAAGAGGCUAGUUGCUGAUACUCCAUUUCCCUGCUGUUAAUGGGAGGGCCGUGUUGGCUGUCUAGGGGGCUGGUCAGAAAUAGGAAUACCUGGGCUCACCCCCACUCAUUAAGUGGGACAUCAAGAGUGAGUCUCGGGUAUCUAUUUUUCACAACCAGCCUAAUGAUAACCAGAGGAACUGAGUUGGUGAACCAGAAUGCUAACCAGAGACUCCCAAGACUCUCUUGGAUGAAACUGCCUCCUGCCUGAGGUAAUCAGGCUCUAGUCACUUCCUGGAGCAUACAAACUCCACCUCUACCAGGAGAGGGCUACUCAGUCCUGAGUCCUCAGCACGGCGGCUGCUCCGCCCUCCCCACUCCAGGGAUACCUGUCAGACUUGAGAACGGAGUGUAGCCAGGACAGGGAGAGAACAGGUGGGGCUUUCGGCUGGGAACUGGGUUGCCCAGCCAUGCUCUGGGCCCUCUGGCCAAGGUGGCUGGCAGGCAAGGGGCUGCCCCUCCUGGAAGCAGUGCUGCUGCGGAAGAAAGAGAAGGGACCUCAGUGGAGGAACUUGCAGCGGGAAACCCACCCAUACUAUGACCUCCAGGUGAAGGUGCUAAGGGCCAGAAAUAUCCAGAAUGCAGACCCAUUGUCCAAAGCUGACUGCUAUGUGCAAUUGCGGCUGCCCACGGCAUCCCCUAUCCCUGCGCAGACAAAGAUGGUGGCUAACUGCAGUGACCCUGAAUGGAAUGAGACUUUUCACUACCAGAUCCAUGGUGCUGUGAAGAAUGUCCUAGAGCUCAUUCUCUAUGACAAGGAUGUCCUGGGCAGCGACCAGCUCUCCCUGCUCCUGUUUGACCUGAGGCAUCUCAAGCCUGGCCAACCCCACAGACACAUCUUUCCACUCAACCAGCAGGAUACACAAGAGCUGCAGGUGGAAUUUUUUCUGGAGAAAAGCCAAGUGCCUGCAUCUGAAGUCAUCACCAAUGGAGUCCUGGUGGCUCAUCCCUGUUUGAGAAUCCAGGGCACCCUCAAGGGAGAUGGGACAGCCCCAUAUCCGGAGUAUGCCUCUAGGCAAAUCAAGCUGGCAGUGCCUGGGGCCUACGAGAAGCCACAGCUCUUGCCCCUACAGCCUCCCAUGGAACCAGGCCUCCCACCCACUUUUAUCUUCCACAUAAAUCCAGUGCUGAGCUCCAGGCUGGAUGUGGAGCUAGAGAAGAAGCUCACAGUUGCACAGAGUGGGCCAAUUGCUGAGCUGGAGGUACAAACCAUACAACAGGGCAAGGGGGGCAUUCUGCUCUCUACUCUGCCCCUAGGCCAGGAGGAACAGCGCCUUGUAUUCCUGGAGGAGGGCCAGGAGAUGACUCUGAGUGUGAAGGCAGAAAUGAGCUCUGGGGACUUGGACCUGCGCCUUGGCUUUGACCUCUGUGAUGGGGAGCAGGAGUUUCUGGACAAGAGGAAGCAGGUUGUAUCCCAGGCCCUGCAGCAAGUGCUGGGACUGAGCCAGGCUCCACCUUGUGACCAGGUGCCUGUGGUAGCUGUAUUGGGUUCUGGGGGUGGAACCCGAGCCAUGACUUCCCUAUAUGGCAGCCUGGCGGGGCUGCAGGAGCUUGGUCUCCUGGAUGCUGUGACCUACCUGUGUGGGGUAUCUGGGUCCACCUGGUGCAUCUCCACACUCUACAAGGACCCAGACUGGUCCCAUGUGGCCUUGCAGGACUGCCUUGAGCAUGUCCAAGCACGGGUCUGCAGCAGUAAAAUAGGGGCGAUAUCCACAGAGCAGCUACAGUACUACACUCAGGAAGUGGGGGUCCGGGAGAGCCUCGGCCACAGUGUGUCGCUUGUUGACCUCUGGGGCCUCCUCAUUGAAUAUUUUCUGAACCAGGAGAAAAACCCUGCCAAGCUGUCUGACCAGCAAGAGGCCAUCAACCAGGGUCAGAACCCUUACCCCAUUUAUGCCAGUAUCAAUGUUCACACCAACAUCAGUGGAGAAGACUUUGCAGAGUGGUGUGAGUUCACUCCCCAUGAGGUCGGCUUCCCCAAAUAUGGGGCUUAUAUUCCUACUGAGCUCUUUGGCUCGGAAUUCUUCAUGGGACGAUUGCUGCACCUCCUGCCUGAGCCACGCAUCUGCUACCUGCAGGGUAUGUGGGGCAGUGCCUUUGCAGCCAGCCUGGAUGAGAUCUUCCUGAAGAUUGCAGGCUUGGGCCUGGGAUUCCUGGACUGGCACAGAGACCGUGUAAACAUCACAGAUGACUGCCAGGAGUUCCAGCUGCAUGACCCUAUGUGUCUACGUACCAGGCUCUUCACCCCACAGGGGCCCCUUUCCCAGGCCCUGCUGGACAUAUUCACUUCCCGCUUUACUUCUGCCCAGAACUUUAACUUCAUCCGGGGCCUCUGCAUGCACAAGGACUAUGUGGCCUGCAGAGAGUUCAUGGCUUGGAAAGACACACACCGGGAUGCUUUCCCCAACCAACUUACACCCAUGCAAGACUGCCUAUCCCUGGUGGAUGGAGGUUUUGCUAUCAACUCUCCAUUCCCACUGAUUCUGCAGCCCCAGCGGGCAGUGGACCUCAUUCUGUCCUUUGACUACUCCUUGGAGGCCCCUUUUGAGGUCUUACAGAUGACAGAGAAAUACUGCCUGGACCGAGGGAUUCCUUUCCCCAGGAUUGAGGUGGGCCCUGAGGACUUGGAAAGGCCCCGUGAGUGCUAUCUGUUUGCCAAGGCCAAGGACCCCAGUUCACCCAUCGUGCUACAUUUCCCCCUGGUCAACCAUACUUUUCGUACACACCUGGCCCCAGGUGUUGAGCAGCAAACCUCUGAGGAGAAAGCCUUUGGGGACUUUGACAUCAAUGGGCCAGAUACCCCCUAUGGCAUGAUGAACUUCACCUAUGAACCCAGGGAAUUUGAUCGCCUGGUGGCCCUGAGUCGAUACAAUGUUUUGAACAAUGUGGACACUGUGAGGCAUGCUCUCAAGCUGGCCCUGGAUCGGUGGCAGGCUGGGGAGAGGGGUGGGGGCUGACCAGGCUGGAGGCAGAGGAUUACAGCAGAGAGGAGAGAUGUGGGACUGUAGCCCAGGGCUUGAUGAGGAGUCGAGGCUUUAGAGGGUUCUGCUUCCAACUUCUCUAAGACCUGCCCUGAGAUCCCUCAGGCCUGAAAAGUCUUGCAGACUCACAGCUUGGACUUAGAGAAGAUGGGGCAGUACAUCCUUCCAUGGGAUCAAGGGAUAUAGAGCAGAAGAGAGCAGUGCUUGUUUCUCAGAGUGGUGUGGAAAGAACCAGGCCAGUCUUGCCACAAGGCCUACCCACAGCCCAGGACUCAGAGGGUCCAGGCACUCACUCCUACUUUCUAGGGUGGGAGUUGUGAGCACUUAUGUGCAGGCUCUGCUUCUUACACUGGGACUUAAAGCAGAGAUAAAGCCACCCACACUUCCUGCAAAGUGGCUCUGGUCCCCAACCUACUCCAAGCUCCUGGAUACAGUGCUGUCAAGAAUAAAGAGGAGCCCAUGAGUCACCA
Marmota monax (woodchuck) is the source of this 3666-nucleotide messenger RNA. RefSeq names its product phospholipase A2 group IVF (gene Pla2g4f). The record is from RefSeq and is a predicted model, not a curated record. Gene Ontology annotation, molecular function: calcium ion binding; calcium-dependent phospholipid binding. Gene Ontology annotation, cellular component: cytosol. The transcript has 20 exons. Gene Ontology annotation, biological process: glycerophospholipid catabolic process. NCBI's taxonomy places the organism in Eukaryota, Metazoa, Chordata, Mammalia, Rodentia, Sciuridae. The coding region runs from base 626 to 3172 and encodes 848 amino acids.